Effrenium voratum is the source of this 1263-nucleotide messenger RNA. The record is from the annotation of a GenBank genome assembly. Lineage: Eukaryota; Dinophyceae; Suessiales; Symbiodiniaceae.
AAGCAGGGGAAUCUGCGAAUUGCGGAGAACAAGGCUCAGCGCUUGUGUUGCUUCACUAGCAUUGCACCAAACAGAACAUCAGAGUGCAGGUGUAGCAUGUAGCGCAAAACCGGAUGCAAGACCGCGAAGGUGGAGGUAUCCAAGGAGGAGACAGAGACAGGGGCCGAGAGGAACUGUUGCAAGCGGCGCCAAGCACAUUUCCCACGCCAUCUCGAAUUGUCAACGAUCCUGGUCACGUUCCGCGUCUUGCCAGCGGUACUCAUCGAGCUCCACGAACAGCAUCUGCCUGCGCAGAUCCUCAGGAGCAGCAAUGUGCGGAAGAGGAGUGUGAUGCAGAUGAGUGUGGUGAUGAACGACGACCUCCUGCAGACAGUGUUGAUUGCUUUGGCAACGACAAGCGUCCAUAUCUUCCGUUAUUACUCUUUGGUUCCACACUGGUUGGUGCCAUACACAUGCUGAUGGUACAGUUUCCAAUCAUCCGGGAACUUUCAUGGGGAUACAGCAUUCGAGUCUUCUUUCUGUGCUUGUAUGCACUGACUCUGGGAUGCUUGAUGUAUUGCGUUCUUUGCGAUCCUGGAAAGCUGCCGAAAGAGAAGCUCACAGCGACUGAAGAAAUGCCAAGACGAUGCCACAAGAUGUGGCUUUUCAAGCAGCCCAUCCGCCGGUACGAUCAUUAUUGUCGCUGGUUGACGAAUGCUGUUGGACUUUUGAAUCAUCGAGAGUUUGUCCUCAUGGUAGCAGGCCUUUUCACUAUUGGUCUCUGUGGGUGCGUGGUGGAUUUCAUUCUGGUUGUGUUGGCGUCCAGUGAGGGCCGACACUUUGCCGGCUUUCUGCUGAUCAUGCAUUUAACGUAUUCAGUCAUGCUGACGCUAUUGUCUGGACCUAUCCUGCGGUUGCACAUCACGUUUGUAUCUAGGAAUGAGCUUGCCAAUGAGUACAAGCACAAUCUCUUCUAUGUGAUGCGAGAUCCGACAGGCAAGGCAGUUCCAGUGAAUGACCUGGAUGACGUUGAGUUCAAUGCAGGACUGGACAACGACAGAUUUGAGUAUGAGCCGUCCCUGAUUCUUGGAUAUUCUUGGCACCGAAACGUUGGUUGCGUUUCGUUGAGCUUGCAUUGAGCUCUCAGUGAGGAACGUGUUUGACCGUGGAUGGGUCACCAACUGCAUCAACUUCUGGUGUGUACCGCGCUGGGACCUAGGGCAGUUGGGCGAGUUCUGAUUAUGCAUUCGUUUCUUCAUGGCAGCGGAAAAAGAGCCUGCCUCG